UAAAAGGGUUGCAUAUGGGCGAAAUAGUUUGGUAGUAGUACAGUCGAUUGAUCGUUGAUUGGCGUUGCAUUUCAAUGUUCUAUUGGAAAUAUUGAUAAAAGAGGCAUUCAGAAACAAUAGUUUAGAGCAAAAGAUAUACUCUUGUGUUCGUAUAUCAAGUUGCAAAUCCACGCACGUAGUAUUUUGCUACACCCUUGAUUAUCGCGCGCCACUUUGUGCACACUGACGCCAAUUCAUGCGCUUUUUCCUUUGUCAUUUUCUUUCGGUGCUCAUUUUGAAAAAGUUGCUGUGAAGUAAAAAUUUCGUUGAAAACAUCGUUGGUACCAAAUAUUCGCAUUGAGAAAAUCAGUCACGCACGCAUACAUACACAAGUAAGCGGCGUCAAUCACAAUCAAACGGCGAACAAAAGGCGGAAAGUGCAAAUUAUAUCGAAAAAAUGGAAGAUGUAAAGAAGCGUAUCCAAGAUGAAGAUAUUGAGAGUGGAGAAGAAGGUGGAAUCGCUUCAACUGGAAAUAAUAGCAGUACGACAAUUCCUAAAAAGCGUGGCCGUCCUUCCAACCCAGACAAGGUGAAGAAGAUGCCAAGUGGACGAGGUCGUGGUAGGCCAGCUAAGAAUUCGACAAGCAGUGUUGCCGGCAAAAAGAGCGCCGCUGAACCGGUUUCCGAUGAUGAUGCGCCGGUAGCUGCAAAUGGUGGUGGUGGUGGGGGACGUGGCCGCCCUCCGAAAUCUGCAAAAGGACGUGGUCGCCCAAAGAAGCAAGCGCCAGCAUCCGAAGAAGAUGAUGAGGAAGCUGGUGUAGAUGGUGAAGAUGAUGAUGAGCAAAGUGACUACAAACCAAGUGGCCGAAAAGCGGGACGCAAAUCGAAAUCACCGAAGAAAGUAGGAAAACCAAAAAAAGCAAAGAGCGAAGACGAAGAUGACGAAUCUGGAGAGGAAAAGCGUGUUGCUGGACGCGGCCGAGGUAAAAAAGUUGUAGCAACUGGAAAACGACCAACAUCGUCUGCUGCCAAUGGAGGAGUGCCGAAGAAACGAGGUCGACCAUCGGGCUCUAAAAAGGUAGCCCCUGCUAAACCUGGUCGUAAACCCGCUAAAGGAGCCGAUUCGGACGAUGACGAUUCACAGGAUAAAGACGAUAACGAUGAUAUCGAAUCAUCCGAAGACGAGCAGAAGAAAUCUAAAAACAAGGAGGAUACUGAGGACGAUACGGCUGCAAAUAGCAACGAAGAUGACGAUGAUUUGGCAGAUGGUGAGGAGUCCGCCGCUUAAAGCCGAUAAAACUAAUCAUGGAUUAAGAUACGGCAUACAGAAUUAUAUAUGUAUUAAGCAAAUCAUCAGUAUAAUUCAGUAGCAUAUAUACAUACAUUCAAAACAAAAACAUCUCUUCAUAUGCAUUUAUAAAACAAGAGUUAAAUAAAAAAUAGUCAUAAGUUUGAAAAGGUUUGCAUUGAGCUAUCUACAAACGAAUCGUUUCAUUAUAUAUAUCAUCACAAUAGAAAUGUAUGCAUAUUGAGGAACAUUAAAGUUCCGUGCCACCAACAUACAUAUACAUUUAACAAAUUUAAUUUGGUGGAGAUUUAUUUAAUUUAUACAAUUUGCUCACCAAUAUUAGGAAUUGGUUAGACUUAUUUCUUUGAUUUUUUCAUUUUAUUUUUUAAUCAUUGUUCGAUCAUCUCGCUGUAUUUGUAGCAAGUAAACAUCUUUUAAAUAGCAAAUAGCAUUUGAUUGUCAGCCGCUGUAAACGUUUUUGAAUAAACUUUCCAUGUGCAACCUUA
This is a messenger RNA of Anastrepha ludens (Mexican fruit fly), 1773 nucleotides long. Its product is annotated as nucleolin-like. The coding region runs from base 437 to 1267 and encodes 276 amino acids. Gene Ontology annotation, cellular component: nucleosome. The transcript is spliced from 3 exons. Gene Ontology annotation, biological process: nucleosome assembly. The record is from RefSeq and is a predicted model, not a curated record. Gene Ontology annotation, molecular function: DNA binding; structural constituent of chromatin. Lineage: Eukaryota; Metazoa; Arthropoda; Insecta; Diptera; Tephritidae.